ACUCAAGCACUUAACUUAAGUACAAUUUUGAGGUAAUUGUACUUGAAUAUUUAAUUUGUUUUGCUAUUUUGUACUUAUAGUCAACUAUGAUUCAGAAGGUUUAUUGAAUACCUUUAGUUAGUUUGCAGAUUUGCAUUAAUGAUUUGAAAUAUAAACACCACUUAAAUAAGACUUAGUUACACCUGGAGUUUUACCUUUGGUAAUUUAAGUAUAUUUAGAUGCUUAUUAUUAUACUUUUACUUGAGUAACAGUUUGAAUGCAGGACUUUUACUUAUAACAGAGUAGCUACUCAUACCCUCUGAUACUUUUUUUACUCAUUAACCCACCAUUGCUUUUGGGUGUUGAGUCACCAUGGCAACAGCAACAGACGCGAUACUUCGUCGCUGUAGUUAGCUUUAUCAAAGUAACACCAGCUAACCUACUUUUUAUUUAGUUACGAAGCUAACCUCAAUUUAACGGUUUAGCUAUUUUAACUUUCUCAAAUAUAGUAGGUCCACUAGUUUAGCUCAAGCCGUCAGUUGUUCAUUGUCUAAACUCAGUGCAGUUGGACUUAGUUAAACGCCUGUUAUCUAGCAACCGAUCAGCUGCACUGACACGUUACAUAUUGUUAAAAAAACAAGAUACAUUUGCAAGGAUGUCUGAAGCAGAUGAAGAUGCAGUCCUUUCAGAUGGAGAUGGAGAGGAAGAAACGCACCAAGGAGCCGGAGAAGACGAGAAGGUACAGCUUUGCCCUUUGACAAAAGAAACCAUAAGUGAGGGGCUCUCAUUGCUUUGCCGAACAGGAAAUGGACUUGGACAUGCAUUCGUCAAAGUGGACCUAACAGACAAAGGACUGAGUGACAUUGCUUCAAUCAAAACUUUUAUCCACCUACGUUUUGUGGAUGUAUCCAACAACCAGCUGACUGAUCUUUCUCAUCUGGCAUCUUUGACCCAGCUUCUCUGGCUGAAGGUUGACAAUAAUGCUGUUGCAAGCUUCAAAGGGCAACCUUUUGCUCAGAUGACCUACCUGCAGUGGCUGAGUAUGGCAGGGAACCGAAUAACUGAACUGGAUGGCCUGGUUGGUCCUGCCUUGGAAAGCCUCAAUCUUACAGGUAAUGGCAUUCAGAGAGUGAAUGGUCUUCAGAGUGGCUGUUUUACCAACUUGGUAACUUUGGAGCUGAGGGGAAACCAGUUAGAUACCACUGAUGGCAUUAACCUUCCCAACCUGCGGCAAUUAUAUCUGGCCCAAAAUGUUAUCAAGCAUCUGGAGGGUUUAGAGAGGUUAGAGCGCCUCACCAUACUUCACCUUCGAGACAACCAGCUAGAUACUCUGGAUGGCCUCAGUCCCAACAUGAAGUGUCUCCAAUACCUCAAUGUAAGAGGCAAUGCAAUAUUAGAAGAGAAUGCCCUGAAAAGCCUCGCACUUGUGUCCAAAACUCUGCGAGCUUUGGUCCUUACUGAUAAUCCUCUGGUGGAAAUGACAGAGUACAGAUUGAGUGUACUGAUUCUCCUGCCACUGCUGGAGCGACUUGACAAAGAUCCUGUCUCCCCCGAGGAGAUGUCUGAGGCCCAGGAGAGAAUCAAGGAACUGGAAGAGGAAAUGUUUGAGCCAUAAGUUUGCUAUGAGGAAGUGUUUUACCUUGAAAACACUGGGUUAGUGUUUGUAGGUGGGUGUGUUCAAAUGUAUUGUAGUAUACUGUACAUUUUGAGUGUCUUGUAUUUGUAUCUGUACACGUGGAGACUACAUUAUGUAUGCUUUUGUCAUGUUCUAAUGAUAUUAC
Eleginops maclovinus (Patagonian blennie) is the source of this 1760-nucleotide messenger RNA. It is a transcript of the gene lrrc23, whose product is annotated as leucine rich repeat containing 23. The transcript is spliced from 8 exons. The record is from RefSeq and is a predicted model, not a curated record. Gene Ontology annotation, molecular function: protein binding. The coding region runs from base 635 to 1594 and encodes 319 amino acids. Lineage: Eukaryota; Metazoa; Chordata; Actinopteri; Perciformes; Eleginopidae.